Molecule: messenger RNA, 1479 nt
Organism: Cicer arietinum (chickpea)
Lineage: Eukaryota; Viridiplantae; Streptophyta; Magnoliopsida; Fabales; Fabaceae
Product: GDSL esterase/lipase At5g45910-like
Molecular function (GO): hydrolase activity, acting on ester bonds
Source: RefSeq, a predicted model, not a curated record
GUUAUCCACCCAGAAAUUACAACUCAUCAAUUUCUACCCAUUAAUCAAACAAACAAGUGCCACAGACUACAACAUUAAAGAAGAAAAAGUGGUGUAUAUAAAGGUGGGACUAUAUUUAAAGCUCAACUACAUAAUUAUAUUCAUCUCAUAAUUAUAUAUACAUCUCUUGUUCAACCAACUUCAUCUUCACUAAAACACUAUGAAGUUCUAUAUCAUCCUAAUCCUCAUUUCCUUCACAUUUGGUUUCCUUAAGGAAGUUGUUUCAAAUCCAACUCCUCGUCCAUUCGAGGCAAUUUUCAACUUUGGUGACUCUUUAAGUGACACCGGAAAUUUCCUUGCCUCUGGUGCUAUUUUAUUCCCUGUCAUAGGUAAGCUUCCUUAUGGUGAAACCUUCUUUCAACAUGCAACCGGUCGUUGUUCAGAUGGAAGACUAGUGAUUGACUUCAUAGCUGAGGCAUAUGGAUUACCAUAUUUGCAACCAUAUCUAAAAGUAACCAAAGAUCACCAAAAGAUCUACAAUGGUGUAAAUUUUGCGGUGGCUGGAGCCACAGCACUUGAUGUAGAAUUUUUCAUCCAAGAGGGACUUGCAAAGUUGCUAUGGACAAAUGAUUCAUUGAACAUUCAGCUUGGCUGGUUCAAGAAGCUGAAACCUUCCCUUUGUACAACUAAACAAGAUUGUGAUAGCUACUUCAAAAAGUCACUCUUUGUGGUGGGAGAGAUAGGUGGUAAUGAUUAUAACUAUGCUGCCUUUGCUGGAAAUAUUAGUGAUCUCCAAGCCACUGUUCCUCUAGUUGUUGAAGAAAUAACAAAGACCAUCACUGAACUGAUUGCUGAAGGGGCAGUGGAACUUUUGGUGCCGGGCAAUUUGCCAAUUGGAUGUUCUGCUGUGUACCUAACUUUGUUUAGAAGCAAGAACAUAGAAGACUAUGAUAAAAAUGGAUGUUUGAAAGCUUUCAAUGGCUUUGCAAAGUACCAUAACAAGCAGCUCAAUCUUGCAUUAGAGACACUAAGGCAGAAAAAUCCUCAUGCAAGAAUAAUAUAUGCAAACUAUUUUGGUGCAGCCAAUCGUUUCUUCCAUGCACCAAGACACUAUGGGUUCACUAAUGGAGCAUCGAGAGCGUGUUGUGGUGGAGGUGGACCUUACAAUUUUAAUAAUUCGGCAAGAUGUGGUCAUUCAAAUUCAAAAGCAUGUGCAGACCCAACAACAUACGCAAAUUGGGAUGGAAUUCACUUAACAGAAGCAGCUUAUAGGCACAUUGCAAAAGGUCUAAUUGAGGGUCCUUUCACAAAUCCUCCUCUCAACCCGUCACUCUUUAAGAUAGCAUAGACUAGACAUUCUAUGUUUCAUGUUUAAUUUUAUUAACAUUAAUGUGUAUGUCUGACACCAAAAAUGGACAACUUUUCUAAUUGGAUUCGAAAUUAGGUUCUUCACAUAGGAAUCUAUUCUUCCCAUAAAACAAUGAGCUGAUAUUUUUUUCA